Corvus hawaiiensis (hawaiian crow) is the source of this 808-nucleotide messenger RNA. RefSeq names its product HOP homeobox (gene HOPX). Gene Ontology annotation, biological process: cell differentiation; regulation of transcription by RNA polymerase II. The transcript has 3 exons. The coding region runs from base 237 to 458 and encodes 73 amino acids. Gene Ontology annotation, molecular function: DNA binding. The record is from RefSeq and is a predicted model, not a curated record. NCBI's taxonomy places the organism in Eukaryota, Metazoa, Chordata, Aves, Passeriformes, Corvidae. Gene Ontology annotation, cellular component: nucleus.
CCACGCGCGGAGCCCUGCCAAGGGGAGCGGGUGCCAAACCUGAAUUACCAGCCCCGAGAGUGGCUGUGGAUCCCGGCAGCUCCUGUGAUUUGCGGCAGGUUUUUCAGGUCCCCGCCUGUCACACACACACGCAGAUAUUUAAGCAGUCACCCAAGGACCUGCGGGGUUCUUGUUUUACACACUUCUGGGCCCUGCCAGCUCCAGUGCCUGGCCCCAUAGCCCUGCCCCAGGAGGAGAUGGCCAUGGAAAAGCCAGUGAUUCCCACUGAGGAGCAGCUGGAGAUCCUGGAGUACCACUUCUGCAAGGUGAACAAGCAUCCUGACCCCACCACGCUGUGCCUCAUCGCGGCGGAGACCGGGCUCUCUGAGGAGCAGACUCUGAAAUGGUUCAAGCAGCGCCUGGCAGAGUGGAGGAAGUCUGAAGGGCUGCCCUCAGAAAGCGGGUCUGUCAGGGACUAGAGGAUGCUGCUCCAAUCCCCUUGCCUCUUACAAAUGAUGGUGAAGCUCUUCAGAGUGGGUUUCCUUGGGGUUCUUCUGUUGCAAUAGGUUUUGCGAUACAAAUACUCUGCUAUUUAACAUAAGUUUUAUUUAACAUGUACAUAACCAGAAAAAAUCCCAUUUUAUAUAUAUGUAUAUACAUGUGUGUAUACAACUUUUGAUGGCUGAUAACCUGUCUAGUGAUUCCAACCCAUUAACAGCAGCUGCACAGGAAAAUGCAAUUUCAUGCCCUUGUCCCAGGCUUGCAGGAAAUUUGCCAUGAUGUAUGUUCAAAUAUAGAAGGAAGAAAUAAAGAUUCCUUUUCCUUACAA